AUGAAAUUCUCCAAAAUUGCUUCAAUCGCUUUAUUAUCAGCAAUUGCUUCCUCAGAAGCCUUAACUACCACUUCUACCAAGACUUUUACAGUGUGUAGUCUGACAACCACCGUAUAUGUUACCGUUGAUGGUCCUUGUUGUCUUCCGGAUCCAUCUGGUACAGAGGCUCCUAUUACUAGGGGAACCACUGGAACUCGUUCAGAUGAUGAACCAGCUACUCAGGGUACCACUGAUGCCCCUUCGGGUAAUGAGCCAGCUACUCUGGAUAUUACUGAUGCUCCUUCGGGUAAUGAGCCAGCUACCCUGGGUACCACUGAUGCUCCUCUGGAUAACACUUCUCAAGAUCCAACCACGUUGACUACCGAGGCUUUGCCUACUACUGAAGAGCCAGGUUCUCCAACUAGCUCGGGUGAUGCCGAACCCAGCACUGUUGAUCCUGAGCUUAGCGAAUUUGCAAAGGAAAUACUUGACGCUCAAAACCAUAAACGUUCCCGCCAUGGAGCACCACCCUUAAGCUGGAACCAGGAUGUAUAUAAGUUUGCUCAGAAAGUAGCUGAUCUGUAUGUCUGUGGUAACAAUUUAGUGCAUACUGAGAACAAUCCCUACGGUGAAAAUUUAGGGUUAGGAUAUGCCAGUGGUACUGAUGUAGUUGAUGCAUGGUAUAGCGAAGGUGACAAUUAUGAUUAUGAGACCAGAACUGAGUUGAACCAUUUUACAGCAUUGAUUUGGAAAUCCACCACUGAUGUAGGCUGUGCUUAUAAGAACUGUACCGAUCUCAAUCCAGGAACUAGCAGAGAAUGGGGUUUGUAUAUCGUUUGCAAUUAUGAACCAGCUGGUAAUGUGAAUAGUGAAGAUGCCAGGAAAGACAAUAUAUUACCACCAACCAAAAGGUAA
Molecule: messenger RNA, 894 nt
Organism: Spathaspora passalidarum NRRL Y-27907
Lineage: Eukaryota; Fungi; Ascomycota; Pichiomycetes; Serinales; Debaryomycetaceae
Product: CAP domain-containing protein
Exons: 1
Coding region: 1-894 (297 amino acids)
Cellular component (GO): extracellular region
Source: RefSeq, a predicted model, not a curated record